This is a messenger RNA of Ostreobium quekettii, 2691 nucleotides long. The record is from the annotation of a GenBank genome assembly. NCBI's taxonomy places the organism in Eukaryota, Viridiplantae, Chlorophyta, Ulvophyceae, Bryopsidales, Ostreobiaceae.
AUGGGCGCGGUAUUGCUGGGCUGGCUCCCGUGGGCCCUGUACCUGAGCGCCCUGUUCCGCUCGGUUUGCGGCGACGUGGCCGGGGAUGCCGACGCCGGUGUGAGGAGGGCGGUGACGGACUGCCGGCAGCUGCAGCGGGAGGUGGCCGGCGGGGCGGAUCCCGCGGAUGUGGUCGAGCUGGGCGGCCACUUCGCCUGCGGUGCUGGGGAGUGGACGGAGACCGUGAUCCUGGACCGCGACCUGUUGGUGGUCGGGCGGAAUGGGAGCGGGGUGGACUGGGGGGGGCUGGAGGGAGUGUGGGUGGUGGCGCCCGGGGUGGACCUGCGAUUCCGGCGGACAAAUUUUUUGGUGGACCGGUUGGCCGACGAGUUCAGGCCGCCGUUUUUGGCCCUGGAGGAUGGCGCCGCGGUGUCCAUGGCGGGCGUCGUGCUCGGCUCCAGGUGCUGCCUGUCGGCCGCGGAGGCGGAUGGGGACGCUGCGUGUAGCGCGGGCGCGGGUGACAGGCUCAUCGGGCAGGAAAGGGGUGGGGACGCGUGGCGCGUGUGCAGCAGCCUGGUGCGGUGCGGUGCCGCAGACUUCGACAGCCUGAGGGCGAUCGAGGGGGCGGCGACGGACGGCUCGUGCGGAUCGGCGGCCGCAUUGGCGGCGGGGGCGGAGGGCGGGGAGGGCGGGGGCAGCGGUGGGGCGGCGACGGCCACGACGGUCUCGCUGGUCGUGGUGCUGCUGGCGGUGGUCGCCAUCGCCGGCGUCGCGGCCCUGCUGUGGUACCGGCGGCAGAAGGGCAGGCAGGCGCCGGCUGUCGAGUUCAAGAACCAGCCCGCGACGAAAGUGAACGCGUUCCUGUCCGUGCCGUCGUCGCUGUCGUCCUUCUCUGGGUCGCACCAGGGCCUGAUACAGAGCUCGCCGGUGACGGUGCACUCCAUCGACAAGCCCGCGCCGGUGGUUUUGGAGGGGAGCAAGCCGCCGGCCGUGACGUCGAACAUCGACGUGGGCGGCAUACGGCUGUCGAUCCCCAUAGGCAAGGGAGCGUUCGCGACGGUGUACAAGGGGUCCUGGGUGGGCAAGACGGUGGCGGUGAAGAUACUGCAGCACCCGCCGGACCAGAAGACGCUGCCCGCGAAGAGCAUGUUCGAGGCGCAGCUGGGCUUCUCGGUGAUGCACGUGAACCUGGUGCACACGCUGGGGACGCAAACCAAGAAGUGCCAAGACGUGAGCAUGAUCACGCCGCGCAGCAGCCGGCCUUCUUCCACCAGCUUUGACAAGCCGAUGAGCAUGGUGGACGAUUAUCAUGGCCAAAGCAGGGCGUCCAGCGACUGCUUCAGUGACAUGGCAGAUGUCCUCAAAGCGCAAGGGAAAGAAGAAUAUGAGACUUGGAUCGUUAUGGAGUACUGUGAUCAGGGCUCGCUGCAGGGAGCCAUCCAGAGGGGUGCAUUUUUUGACGAUGCUGAGAAGACGCGGCCACGCAUGGUUGAUGUUUUGCUCACUGCACUGGACAUCGCCAAGGGCAUGGAGCACCUCCACUCGUUGUCAAUUGUUCAUGGUGAUUUAAAGCCUCGGAAUGUGCUGUUGAGGACGAAGAAGGGAGAUGUGAGGGGAUACAUCUGCAAAGUGGGGGAUUUCGGAUUCAGCCGGGCCCUCCUUGACACCCAGCUCGAAACGGCAUCGUGUGGGGCAGUGAAUUAUAUGCCACCUGAGCUCCUUGCACAAGGGAUCUUGACCCCUGCAGCCGACGUUUACUCCUUUGGUGUGCUGCUGUGGGAACUGCUGGUUGGGAGCAACCCAUACCCAUCCAAGACACAAAAUGAGAUCCUUGUGCUUGUGACAUCUGGCAGGCGGCCGGCUGUGCCCGCACGCAUUCCAGACCAGUAUGCAGACCUGAUCCAGAGCUGCUGGCACCAGUCUCGUCAAGCCCGGCCGACAUUCACCGAGAUCAGUGCCACCCUGAGGGAUCUGUUGGCCGAUCCAAGUAUGGAGUGGCACCCAUGGCGGCCUCCAACCAGCCAUGGCCGUCCACCAAGGAGUGCAUCGCAGAAUGUCACAGGAUUUUCAUUCGAGAAACCUCGUGCACCCCCUGAUCCAUUGCCGAGCCCUGUUUCUAACUCAGUUGUGAGUCCCCUGGCAAGCCCUCUUGCCAGCCCUCUUGAUACCCCUCUGCAGAGUCGUCUGGAGAGCCCACGUGGCAGUCCACGUGAGAGCCCUCUUGAGAAGAGCCCUCUUGGCAGCCCAGUUGCUGACAGUUCAGUGGCGGACUCAACUGUGGGGCCUCUGCCAAGUCCCCUCCCAAGUCCCAUGGCAAGCUCCGUCUCAAGUUACAUGCCAAGUUUCAAGCCGCCUGUCAACCACUCAGAUUCUUCUGGCCUUCAAACACCUCCACCCUUUCCCAAAGGUCAACCAUCAGAGAUGGACCAUUUGAGUCCUCUGCAGGAUUUCGCUCCCACGCCUCUGGACCCUCAGCCUGGGGCUUCGAUGGCCUGUGUAACAUCGGACAGCAUGAAGAACCUGUUUCUCAAGGAUCUGGAAAUGUCUGCCGGACAAGGUAUGCUACCCCAGUUUGAUGACUUGCUGGCGACUGUGAAGAUCAGCCGGAAACCUCGGAUUCCGACGGGAAAGAAAACUGGUCAGAGCAACGGCAGGGAGCACACCAAAGACGCACGGCCAAGGGCCAUCCCUGAACAUUGGCGCAGAAGGUAG